AUGGGGCGCCCGCUGAAUCUAUCCGCUCUACGUCUGAUUGAGCCAUCUCCAGAAACUCUUGAUACCAGCCAGUAUGAAACUUUACGUCCAGGUGUCAUGCUAAGCUCAGGAAAGCACCCUACCGAGGGAUGGGAACUCGUUACUUCUUCUGGCGUACUAAUCCAGGACAGAAAUGGGCAUCGUUACCUUGCCGCCGCAUCCCAUGGGUUUCCUUGCGGAGACAGAGUUUUUCAUCCAAACUCCAAGGGAAAAGAGAUUGGGCGCGUGAUCAUGGAAAUUGCACAUACAGAUGUCGCUCUAAUAGAGCUAGACGACAAAUCCUCCUUCAGAAAUGAGCUAUUUCAAAACACGAUAGCUCCAGGCCCACCCGUCCAACUGCAACGUUUCGCUACCCUGCAAGAAAAUAGAGUAUCGCAAGGGCGGUUUAUCUACAUGGACAGUCCGUUCACUGGCUAUAUAGAGGGCACACAAAGUGUUCUGGCCACUAGUCGUAUACUAGAAGAUGACCCUCAUGAGUCUAAACAAGUUUGGGUUGCUACACGGUGGGAUUAUAUGGGCCAAGGGUCAAGCAACGCGCUCGUAGAUGGCGUUUGUGGAUCUGCUAUAUGGAACGAUGAAGGAAAUGUUAUCGGGUUUUUUCGUUAUGCUCCAAAGUCGGGGCAUUUUCUUGAUUGGUAUGUUGCCGACUUUUGGAAUAUCGAGAAGAAACUGAAGAUUAGCCACCAUCCGCCAUUAUAUAAGAACCGUUUCAAGUUCUCUCCACACAAGAAUGUGGCCGAAGAAUCGAGCAUCAAGGAGGUCACUUACUACUUACUCACUCAGAGCAACACCAAAAGGCAGAAUCAUUCCUGCUUAAUCCUUCAACCAGCGAGUUCUCGGACAGUCGGUGACUUCGUGUUCUCGGUAUACAGGGAUAGAGAGAUCGGCCUGGUGGGCGACUAG
Molecule: messenger RNA, 942 nt
Organism: Microsporum canis CBS 113480
Lineage: Eukaryota; Fungi; Ascomycota; Eurotiomycetes; Onygenales; Arthrodermataceae
Exons: 3
Coding region: 1-942 (313 amino acids)
Source: RefSeq, a predicted model, not a curated record